Messenger RNA from Trichosporon asahii var. asahii CBS 2479, 1266 nucleotides. RefSeq lists its product as uncharacterized. The record is from RefSeq and is a predicted model, not a curated record. The coding region runs from base 1 to 1266 and encodes 421 amino acids. NCBI's taxonomy places the organism in Eukaryota, Fungi, Basidiomycota, Tremellomycetes, Trichosporonales, Trichosporonaceae. Gene Ontology annotation, molecular function: transcription coactivator activity. Gene Ontology annotation, biological process: regulation of transcription by RNA polymerase II. The transcript is spliced from 4 exons. Gene Ontology annotation, cellular component: core mediator complex; mediator complex.
AUGAAGGAAGGGUGUGAAAAUGUGCGGGAGAGGCGUGGCGGUGAUGCAGCUUGUGUCCGGAAACCAUCAGGAAUCACCCAGUGUGUGGCGACCGAGCAGCCCCAAGCUUCUGGCUUUGACCUGUCCUGGUACUUUGUUGGUCCGACACUUCCAGAACUCGCGGUGCAGGCUCUGCACAAGCUUUACGGGGUAGGAGGAUGCAAUCCAGUGGCAAUGGAAGAUGCCACUGAUGAUACUAGUGGAGGACGACCGACCAUUGUCAACAUCACCACUUCAUCCGCAGCCAGCAUGGAGGAGCAGGACCAGAACCUCGCUCACAUCCAUUGGUCAUGGCCUGAAGCCAUCGCCGCCAAUCCGGCGCGUUCACUGGCGACGCCAGACCUGGCGAUGGACUACUUUGCGCACUCGCCCUUCUUUGACACCCAGUCGAAUAACAGUGUGCUGCGGACCCAGCGUCGUGUCGAGAACCCGACAGAGCUUGUCGCCUUCCGCUCCGGGUUUGAGUACAUUGUUGCGCACUCCUUGCCGCCGAACCUGUUCGUCAUUCACCGGCGCAAUGUCCUGCCGGACGGAGGAAGGGGACCAGCGACGGCAGCCUACUUCAUCCUUCACGACAAGGUGUACCAGUCUCCUUCGCUGUAUGACGCCGUCUCGACGCGCCUGAGGAAUGCCACGCACCUUCUCGAAUCGACGUUCGACAGCCUCGAGAAGAACCGCCCGUCGUCUAACCCGCGUGCCGCCGGCGUAUGGAUAUCGAAGCCGCUUGAGGUCAAAGAGACCGAUUCGCGGGACACGCGCUCUGCCUCUGCUACCGGGUCUGGAACACCAGGCGCUGCAGCAGGUGAGAAGGACAAGGACAAGGAGACGGCGGACCCGAGUUUGAACGGCCAGAAGAAGGAGCAAAAGGGACCAGACUGGCACCUCUGGCACGCGCUGAACAUGACGACGGCGGCGAUGGAGGAUCUCGACCGCAUGGCGGCGUCCGACCCGCCGCAGUUCGACAGCGCCGCCGAGGCCAAGGCGCUCGAUGCGUCUGCCGCCGCCCUCGUCCGCCUUCAGCAACAGGCGCCGACCUCGGGACAGAGCCAGGCGCCGAUGCCCCAGCCCCAGAUCCAGAUCAACACCAACGUCGCCAACGCCCAGAGCCCGAUGGGCAUGUCGGCCGCGUCGCCGUUCCCGAGCGCCAUGGCCGGAUUGGCGGGCACCCCUGGUGCUGCGUCGAGUCCGCUGCGAUUCCGCAUGGCCGCCGACUCGCCCGCCCCGUAG